GAUAACCCUAUUAACCAAAACAUUCUGAGCAUGUUCUUGAAAAAGAAGAAGAUCAAGCAUCAAACGGCCAAAGAUGGAGAAGAGGCGGUGAAGAAGUGGAAGACCGGCGGGUUCCAUCUGAUCCUCAUGGAUAUCCAACUCCCAGUCAAGGACGGCAUCGAAGCGACGCGCGAAAUCCGGGACUUGGAACGCAACUCCAAUAUCGGUGUUUUCCCCAUGACGCCUGCGACCGAGAUGCCAUCGCGGCAACUUUCGCUCGGCUCGCUCGGCGCGAUCCCCCCCUCCCCGCUCCGGUCCAGCGUCAUUAUUGUCGCACUGACAGCGAGCAGUCUGCAGACUGAUCGUGUGAAUGCGCUGGCGGCGGGGUGUAACGAUUUCUUGACGAAACCGGUGUCGUUGAAGUGGUUGGAGCAAAAGACGAUCGAGUGGGGGUGUAUGCAGGUGAGUACUGGCUUUGGUCGACAGAGGGAGUCGUAG
Molecule: messenger RNA, 477 nt
Organism: Dioszegia hungarica
Lineage: Eukaryota; Fungi; Basidiomycota; Tremellomycetes; Tremellales; Bulleribasidiaceae
Product: CheY-like superfamily
Exons: 2
Biological process (GO): osmosensory signaling via phosphorelay pathway
Cellular component (GO): Mcs4 RR-MAPKKK complex
Molecular function (GO): phosphorelay response regulator activity; protein kinase activator activity
Source: RefSeq, a predicted model, not a curated record